Molecule: messenger RNA, 1867 nt
Organism: Elaeis guineensis (African oil palm)
Lineage: Eukaryota; Viridiplantae; Streptophyta; Magnoliopsida; Arecales; Arecaceae
Product: galactomannan galactosyltransferase 1
Cellular component (GO): endosome; membrane; trans-Golgi network
Molecular function (GO): galactosyltransferase activity
Source: RefSeq, a predicted model, not a curated record
CUCUCUCUCCAACCAACGAAAAUGGCUAAAGAUUCUCAACAGCGAGCACAGGGAGACGUGGUUGCCAAAUCCUUCCUCCGCCCAGCCAAGCUCUCUCUCCUCACCGACCGUCUCCUCUUCUUCGGCUGCGGUGCUGCCGUCGCUCUCUUCCUCUAUUUCGCAUUAUACUCCUCCCUCACUCCCAUCCCCUUCCCCGACUCCAACCCUUCCCCUCCUCUCACCUCCCACCUCUCUACCCAACCCCAAUCUCCCCUCCCCAACCACCCCUCCACCAUCUCCCACCUUUCCACCCAACAAAACCAAUCUCCCUCCAUCCCCACGAAUGUCUCCACCAUCCAAAACCAAACCUCCUCCUCCUAUGAUGAUGACCACCCACGCAUUGUCUCCUCCAAAUCUGAAACCAUUCCUCUCGCCAAAUCCUCCUCCCGUUCUUCCUCCAGACGCCGGACUUCCUCCUCGAAACGCCGUCGUGACCCCCGCAAGCCCCCCUCAGAUCCCCCACCUCCAAGCGACGUCCCCCAGAACUCGUCCACCUUCUAUGAUGACCCCGACCUCUCCUACACCCUCGACCGUCCCAUCUCUGACUGGGAUGCCAAGCGUCGUCAGUGGCUCCGCCUCCACCCCUGGUUCUCCGCCACCCCGGACCGCAUCCUCAUGGUCACCGGCUCCAAGCCCGGCCGGUGCUCCAACCCUACCGGCGACCACCUCCUCCUCCGCUUCUACAAAAACAAAGCAGAUUACUGCCGCAUCCACGGCUUCGACCUCUUCUACAACAUGGCCCUCCUCCACCCCUCCAUGCCUGGCUGCUGGGCCAAACUCCCAUUAGUCCGGGCUGCCAUGGUGGCCCACCCGGAGGCCGAGUGGAUCUGGUGGAUCGAUGAGGACGCCGCCUUCACCGACAUCGAGUUCCGCCCACCUUUCGACCGCUACAGUGCUUACAACCUCGUCAUCCCUGGCUAUCCCUCCAUGGUCUACGAGCAGAGGAACUGGAUCGGCCUCAAUGCUGGCGUGUUCCUCAUUCGCAACUCCCAAUGGGGCCUUGACUUCCUCGACUCAUGGGCUCGGCUCGGGCCACAGACUCCAAACUACAGGAAGUGGACCAAAAUACUGCUCUCGGAGAUUAGUGGCAAGGAUAGCGGCGACUCGGAUGACCAAUCGGCAUUGGUGCACCUCUUAGUUAAAGACACCAAGAGAUGGGGGAACAAAGUCUAUUUGGAGAAUAGCUAUGACUUGCAUGGCUACUGGGAGGCUAUUAUGGGGAGGCUGGACAAUAUAACGGAAAGGUACAAAAAGUUGGAGAAGAAGGAGAAGGAGUUGAGGAGAAGGCAUGCAGAGAAGGAUACCGUGGCUUUUGGGGAGACGAGGUUGAGGCAUUUGGACCAUGAGGUGGGGGUGGGGCCGCAGGAAAAGAAGAAGCGGAGGCCGUUCGUGACGCACUUUACAGGUUGUCAGCCCUGUGGUGGAGGCUACAACCCAACCUACACAUGGGAGAGCUGCUACGAGGGGAUGCAUCGCGCACUCAACUUUGCCGACGACCAAGUGCUUCGGGCCUACGGGUUUGGGCGGCCAGAUAUAAACGACAUCUCCAGCGUCCAGCAGCUGCCGUUUGAUUACCCCGCGUCCCCUCCGGGUUGAGAGCAUUAUGACUCCGACCCUGUGGGACAUUGCGAUACCUCAGCUUCAUUGUUAUAAGCCAUGGGGUUCUUGUGGUUUUUAUUAUUUUUUAUUUUUCAUUUUUCUUUUGGUCAAGAAUAGGAAUGAUUGGGAGGAAGAUCAAGUAGAGAAAGGUGAUGGAAUAUGCUGGACUUUUUUUUUUUUUGAGAAAAUGUACAAUGCGAUUAUACUUGCAUAAUUCUAUUUAUAAUCA